AUGGCGGCCCAUGGUGAUUUCGACGAUCUUGUUCAGAAGUUGGCAGAAGACGGUCUUUCCCCUAACGAUCUGGGGUUCUUGAGGAGCAGGUUUUCUGCAGAAGGGGCAAAGAGGCUCCUUACCGCAAAAGAUCUGCGUACUCUCAAGGCGGUUUGCGAGGAGUUUCUAUUCGCUUCACUGGUUUCUCCGCCCAAUCUUGACAAGAUUAGAGAGUCAGUGGAAAGAGUGUCGAUGCAAGCCUCAGGGCUCACUAACAAAAGGAAAGCUGAAGGAGCUGCUGAAGAAGAGCAUGCAAAGAGUCUCAAACCCUCAGAGAAAACCGGCACCAAUGAGAAUUCCAAGGUUGAUGAUACCUUAGAUGGCGAAGAUGCCACUGAGGAGAUUGAAAAUAUGGGCACCGCUGCCGGAGGUGACCUCAAAGAUGCACACAUCGGAAAGGGCAAGGGCUCCGGGAAGAGCAAAGGAACUGCUGGGAAAGGCCUUGCCGAUGGUGGGAAAGGGUCCUCAUCUAAAGGAGGCAAAGCGACCGCAGGCUCUUCGGCCAACCUGUCUGGUGGCUCAGCCGACCUCGAUCUUCAACACCGUUUGGAGAAGAAGAAGGGGCUUGGAGAUGAUGGCGAAUCUAGCCCUCGUUCAGAUGGCGGAGCAUCUAGCAAUGCUGCGAAGAAUCUGGAAGCAAGGAAGAAUCGCUUGAACAAAGUAAAUACUAUGAGAAAGGCCAUUGAUGAGGAACACGACAAGAUGACCGACAACAGGUCUGAUGACUCGACUCUGAAGCAAGGAGAGAAGUCUAUCAAGCAAGAAGGACUGGUUUCUAUUCUGGAAAGGUCAAAUUCCAGCACGUAUGAAGUCGAUCCGGGCGUUAGUACUUCAAGGUUGAGGAGUAUGGCGGAUGCCAUCCAUGCGACUGAGCGUGGCAGGCACAGAUCUGACGUGGCUGUCAUGACUGUGUGUCAUGAUGUCAACGAGGACGAUAGUCAGUCCACUUUCUUCUCAAAGCGCACUUAUUUGUGUGGCGUCGUGGAGACAGACAUCGUCACUGUUGACAGGGAGCCUGACGGUUCAGAAGUUGGGUUUCCAGAACGAUUCCGUGCUCUCGUGCCUUUUCUGAGCGAUGAGCCUUGCUGCGAUGUUCUUUACAAAACGAGUCCUUGCAUACAAAGCCGUUACACCAUACGGCCUGGUAUGGCAGGCUCGAGCCUACAAGAGCACAGGAGCCUCUUCGCUGUCAAAAACUCAAAACUGGUCACGGCUCAGAGCAAAAUGUCUUCAGAUUUCAAGGCUUCUAUCGCCUCUUACCUGAACUUCAGCGCGGCAAGGAGCCAGACUGUGGCCGGAACUGGUGAGAGUGUCUCCCAGAACUUAGCUCAAGCUUUCCAUAGGCGUUUCCUUGAAGAGCAGAAAGCUAGUGAGCUCAACUGUUCCACGCUGUUGACCAAGUUGGUGAUGUUGGAUGAGAUGCUUACGAAAUUUGAAGCAGGCAUCAAAGCAGUGAUGAAGUCUGGAGCUGCUUCAUCCCAGCUGAAAAUCCGUUUGGAAGACCAAGAAAACAUUUCGGGGAAUGGAGGAUUCCGCAAGUACAGGGAUCCAGCAGCCACCGCGGCUCGUGUGGCCACUGAUCCUUUGGACAAGCCUAGGCUUGCUUCAGGCACCGGAGUCACCGUGUUUUCUGGAACAGAGGCCAAUCUACCUUACAAUCUUUCCGAGUCUGGGGUACCUGAAGAGGUUCUCUUGUUCAUAGCCGAAUCCGCGCUGGAUAUCGAUAGUGUCGAGUUGAUCUCGUUUUGCAUCACGCAGAACAGGCUGCUCAACUUUUCGGUCAACCUGGCUAAGGGGAUGGUUGUAGAAGAUGCGCACGCCAAGAGGUGGUGGCCCGCCGUGCUUGACGUUCACUUUCCCACGAUCGGAACAGGUGCUGCCUUACAUGUGGGUGCAAUGGUAGGCACUUUAUACGACUUCCUACAUGAUGAAAGAGCGGGUACCAGCACAACUACUACCACCUGGACGUCGUGGCCGACGAGCACAACCCUGGAGGAAGUGCAACUGGAACAAGGGAUGAGUACAACCACAACAACCUGGGUGUCCUCCGGUACUUCCUUCUCCCUGCUGGACUUCGAGAAUAUUACGGCGUCUACCUCCUCGCAAAUUGGGUUGGAUACAGGGAUGGUGGCUGACGGUGUAACCCUGGAGGAGAGGGCACAACUCCUGGCGCGGCGCAUCGCUGACCUGGUCCAUCGUGAACUCCUCAGUGCUCUUCGCCACUAUGGCUCCGACCGUGCCCGGCGCCAGUGGUCGAGAACUUCGCAGAGGAAUGGGAUGAGACCACCGUGGCGAAAUCCAUCUACUGGGGGAGAGAUCACUACUCCUACGAGGUGGACCUUUGAGGACACGUGGCAAGCUAUUCGCCGUGAUCGUGGAGAACGGAAUGUGGUUGGUUAUGAUCGGCUUUUUGGAAGGUUAACGGGAAGACCCAUGGACUGGGGGCGCACUACAACAACCUGGCCAGGCCCGUCUUCGCUCUCUGUGGUGCAAAAUGCCGAGGAGGAUGAACAGGUGGAUGAGGAGCUCGUUGACACGAUGGUUCCGUUCCCUGUGGGUGACGUGGCUAUGCAGCUUGUGGAUGUGCAGCUUGAGAAUGUGGAGCCAGAAGUUCAGUUCCCUGUGGGUGAGGAGGUUGUGCAGCUCGAGGAUGACAUUCACACAAGUGAUAUGAACCUUGGUGAUGAUCGUCUGUCUCCUCGCGAGUAUUCGUCAUGGCGUGAACUGUGA
Messenger RNA from Symbiodinium sp. CCMP2592, 2769 nucleotides. The record is from the annotation of a GenBank genome assembly. Lineage: Eukaryota; Dinophyceae; Suessiales; Symbiodiniaceae.